AUAAGUACAGUCAUGUCAAACAAGAGUUAAAAGCGUAAACAAGUACAGACGACAAGCGAAACAUCAACACUGUGUCAUUCGUGUCUCUUAUGGAAAAUCUCGUUUGGUAGAGAAAAUUAUUUUGUUUUUUGUACUGAUUCUAACAAGUAAUAGUCCAGAACUUUUUAUUAUUAAUUUAUGUUUUUGUAAUUUUUUUUGAAGGACGUUUUGGUGGUUAUUAAACAUAGAUUGCAAUUGUUUACAUAAUAAAAACACCUGAAGGCACUAAGCAUGGAUGAGAAUGAUCUUGGAUAUAGAACAGCAAGUGAGUUUACCAAGCUGUACUACGAGAGUAUGGACAGAAAAAGACAUCUAAUGUCACGGUAUUACAUGGACAACGCCGCCCUUGUUUGGAACGGGAAUGGAAGAAACGGAGCUGAUGAAAUUCAAAAAUUCCUUGCCAGUUUACCAAUCAGCACACACCUUCUGACUAGUCAGGAUGUUCAGAGGAUACCAGAUGGAGCUGUAGGGAACAAAAUGGCUUAUGUCAUACAGACUGCUGGUAAUGUCAAGUUCCAAGGGAGGCCGAACAAGCAGAUGUUCUAUCAGACAUUUGCAAUCACCAAUGAAGGUGACAAGUGGAAAAUUGUUUCAGACUGCUUUAGAUUUCAAGAACAUGUGGCAACAACAUAGUGUAGAUUAAUAAAGUGAAUUUUAACUGUAAUUUGAUCUUCUUUAUAACUAAUAUGAACAUCGUAUAUACAUAUUUUUAAGAACUUUCAUGGAAAUAUUGUAUUGUAACAGACGAAAUCUAAAAGGAUUGGCCCAAAACUAUUGUUUAAUAAAGAUAAUCUUCAGAAAA
Messenger RNA from Homalodisca vitripennis (glassy-winged sharpshooter), 841 nucleotides. RefSeq names its product NTF2-related export protein (gene Nxt1). The record is from RefSeq and is a predicted model, not a curated record. Gene Ontology annotation, cellular component: nuclear pore central transport channel. Gene Ontology annotation, biological process: protein import into nucleus. Bases 271 to 672 code for a protein of 133 amino acids. The transcript has 4 exons. NCBI's taxonomy places the organism in Eukaryota, Metazoa, Arthropoda, Insecta, Hemiptera, Cicadellidae.